GGAGGAUUUAGUUAAAUUUAUAGUGCUAUCUGGUUAGAUGGACCUAUUGAUAGUUGGAACUUUGAUGAACAACAAUGGAAUAGAUGGACUGAAUAUGAAGUUAUUCUUAAAAAUCUUAAUGAUUCAUCAAGUUUAAGUGAUAAAUUUUUAGAUGAGUGGAAACACCAUUAUAAUUGUCAGAAAAAAUCAUUUUCAAAAUUUAUUCAAUUCUUUGGAAUUUCCCAAGAUCCAAAUAAUUUAAAUUAUGUAAUAAUAAUGAGUUAUGCAAAAAAUGGAAGUUUGAAAAAAUGUUUAUCUAAUAUAGUUAAAUUUAAAUGGCAAACUAAAUUGCAAUUAUUGAAAAAAAUUAUUUUAGGACUUAAAGUAAUACAUGAAUCAGAACUUACUCAUUGUGAUUUUCAUGAUGGUAAUAUCUUAAUAUCAGAUGAUUAUAAUGAAAUAUAUAUUAUUGAUUUAGGAUUAUGCAAACCUAUACAAAAUUCUGAUGAUAAAAUUGAUAAAGUUUAUGGAAUUAUACCUUAUAUGGCACCUGAAAUAUUAAGAAACAACCCUUAUACUCCAGCAAGUGAUAUCUAUAGUUUUUCAAUGAUUAUGUGGGAAUUUACAUCAGGUAUUCCUCCAUUUAAUAAUAAAGCACAUGAUGUUGAACUUAUUUUAAGUAUUUGUGAAGGAGAUCUCCCUGAAAUUAUAAAAAAUACUCCAAAAUGUUAUAUAGAUUUGAUGAAAAAGUGCUGGGUUUCAGAUCCUUCCAAAAGACCAAAUAUAGUAAUUAUUGAAAAUACUAUAUCUGAAUGGCUUAGAAGUAUUAAUGAAUAUUAUAUAUUUAAUAGUGAAGAUGAACAAAGUUAUGAAGUUCCUAAUAUUGGUAAUCAAUUAAGAAAUGAUAUGUAUGAAUUUAUAAAAGCAAAUAGAGAUUUGAUGCAAGAACAAGCUAAUAUUUCUGUUUUACAAACUCAUCCACAAGCAUAUUAUACAAGCCGCUUGCUUACUGAAAUUUUAUAUCAAAAUAAUUCUGAGUGUUUGGAUUGUAUAAUUUAAAUUUAAAUAUAAAUUUUUAUAUUGACUUUAUUUAUUGAUUCAUAAAAACUUUAAAUAAACAAAUUUUAUUUGUGAUGAUAAAAA
Molecule: messenger RNA, 1122 nt
Organism: Rhizophagus irregularis DAOM 181602=DAOM 197198
Lineage: Eukaryota; Fungi; Glomeromycota; Glomeromycetes; Glomerales; Glomeraceae
Source: RefSeq, a predicted model, not a curated record